Molecule: messenger RNA, 1224 nt
Organism: Bombus pyrosoma
Lineage: Eukaryota; Metazoa; Arthropoda; Insecta; Hymenoptera; Apidae
Product: pyruvate dehydrogenase E1 component subunit alpha, somatic form, mitochondrial-like
Exons: 5
Coding region: 1-1056 (351 amino acids)
Molecular function (GO): oxidoreductase activity, acting on the aldehyde or oxo group of donors, disulfide as acceptor
Source: RefSeq, a predicted model, not a curated record
AUGUAUCUCUUGAGAUUAUUGAGAAGUCGUCUAAAUCUUCGAUAUCUCUUUUUUUCUCAACGAAGAAAAGUAACUAAAAAUGUGGUGUCGGAAACGAAAUAUGAAUUAUAUCGUUUGGAGAGCGGACCCUCAGAGAAAAUGACAAUGAACGAAGAAGAAGCGACUUACGCGUUGAAAACGAUGAUCUACAUCAGACGAAUGGAAAACAAGGCGGCGGAAUUAUAUAGAUUGCGCUUGAUCAACGGUUUCCUUCAUUUAUAUUCUGGUCAGGAGGCAGUAGCCGUCGGUACAAAGAUGUCAAUAAUGGAAAAGGACAGUUUAAUCACAGCUUACCGAUGUCAUGGUUUCGCAGUGGUAUUCGGUACAUCGGCACGAGAAAUAUUCGCGGAGCUGAUGGGUCGUAGGACUGGAAUUUCGAAAGGAAAAGGUGGAUCUAUGCAUAUGUACGGGAAUCAAUUUUUCGGAGGCGACGGGAUCGUCGGCGGUCAGAUACCGGUUGGCGCUGGGUUGGGAUUCGCUCAAAAAUACAACGGCACGGGUGGAGUUGCUUGGGCAUUUUACGGGGAUGGUGCUGCGUCUCAGGGUCAAAUCUACGAAGCAUACAACAUGUCGAAAUUAUGGAAUCUGCCGGUGGUAUUUGUAUGCGAAAAUAAUAAGUACGCGAUGGGAACGGUAGUGCAGAGGCAUUCGGCUAACACCAACUUCUAUACGCGAGGAGAUCUAAUUCCAGGGGUGAAGGUAGAUGGCAUGAGAGUGAUGGAUGUUCGCGAAGCUGUGAAAUUUGCUAGAGACUACGCUCUUAGGAACGGUCCGAUUCUUCUUGAGAUGGUCACCUAUCGGUACUUUGGUCACAGCAUGAGCGAUCCUGGCACCUCUUAUCGUACCAGAGACGAAGUGAAGAAAAUACAAGCUGAACGAGAUCCUAUCGAGUUAUUGACCAAACUGCUCGUGGAGAAUGGUGUGAAAACUGAAGCGGAAAUUCUUGUAAGACCGCACGCGCGUGUCCGCCUCACAUUCCGUCCGUUACUCUUUCCUCUUCUUUUCACUCUCGCUUGAUCCCAACCCACUCCCUGUGCAUUAGGAAAUUAGGAAAAACACGUACAAAGCAGUGGACAAGGAAAUGGAACAAGCUAAAGCCGAUCCGUACCCGGAGAUGUCGGAAAUCGCAACGGAUGUUUACGUGAAACCAUUGGAAAAAACGCGCGGCAAAGCACCUUGGGAAAC